Molecule: messenger RNA, 787 nt
Organism: Prorocentrum cordatum
Lineage: Eukaryota; Dinophyceae; Prorocentrales; Prorocentraceae
Source: the annotation of a GenBank genome assembly
AGGCCGCGGCCCGCGGGCGCGCGCGCGCUGGUGCGCGCUUGCGCGCCCGCGUCGGCUUGCAGGCCUCGGGCUGGGCCCGCGAGGGGGCCUCGCACCCCGGGCCGCGGUGGGAAGGGGCUCCGCGCGGCGGCUAGCGCUUGUGCCGAAGAAUGGCGGACAAUCGCCGCUCCAUUACCAUGAGCCCGAGCCCCGAGCCGCCGAGUCCCCGGGCCAAGCAGGUCAUGCAGCAGAUCAAGACGAUCGCUUCCGAGGCCGCCGACUACAGGGACGUGGGCUCCAGGCUCACGGAGAUCUCGCGCGCCUUCGGGGAGGAGCUCAGGUUGCUGCGCGCCGAUCACGACGCUCUGAGGGCGGAUGUGGCUGCCAUGCGCGCGAGCCUGGAGAUCGCAGGCUUGCUGCCCAGCAGGGACGUGGAGAGCAACGCACAGGGCAGCUGCGGUGAGGGCGUGAAGGCAAAGGCCUCGGCGCCGAGUUCCCCGUGCAGCUCCCCCGCCAGGAGCGGCCGGCGCACGAGAAUCGCGCAGGCGGACUGCACGCCAGACGUGCGGCGAAGCACCAGCGUCCACGAGCCGCGAAAGCCUGCGCCGCUGGGCCACUCGGUGUCCUUCCCGGUCUUCCCGCAGCUGUCGGCACGCGGCCCCCGAUCCGCGCGCGGCCCCACCACCGAGGGCGCCGCGCCGCAGCUGCGCACCGCCGAGCGCGCGCGGGGGCGGGCCGGCGUGCACACCAUCGGCGCAGAGGCCGAGCCCGCUGCCUGCGCCCGGGCGACCAGCCCGCGGGAGGCGGG